AGUGUGGUUGCGAACGUGUCGUUUGGCAAAUCUUGUCUCCAAUAGAACGUGCGGCUAGGCGUGGCGUUUCUGAACGAAUAGAAGAAAAGUAAAAGCCACGUUACGGGCUAAUACACACCUGUGAAUUGUUUGUACCGUUGAUUUUAUGUAAAGUAUGAUUCUGCCUUUUCGCAUCUCCGCAAUACAAACCAUCGCUUCCCGAAGACGAGCAUCGGGUCCGUAGCGUGCUUUCUUCUCUUUCCUUAUUUUUAUGCGAAAGUCAAGGCAGAACACUCUUUUCUCUCUCAUCACUAGCUUUUUUUUCCCCACCCCUCUCUUGUGCGUUGUGAAGAUUAAGCCACACCAGGGUGAUUGCGUAGCUCUCAUUUCGUUCGGCCCGGGAAGCACCUCGAACAGCUUUUGCACUCAAGAUGCCUCCAAAACAGGCCAAAGCGCAGGCCAAGACGAAGGCUGCGGGAGGUGACGCCAAGGCAGGAAAAAAAAACGCCACAGCGAAGAAGUCAGCAGCGAAUGGCACUGCUGCCGGAGUCACGGCCCCGCCAGCGGCAGCGCCGGCUGUCGUCGACGGCAAGGAAAUCUGGAUGGCAACGGAUGCGCUGCAGAAGACAAAGGCUAUGCGGAACUACUUCCAACUCGAGCGCGACCGCAUUAUUGCUUUUUGGAACAUUUCCAAGAAGGACCUGGAAGAGGUGAAGGAGGCGCUGCGGGAAAAGGAGCAGGAGAAGCAGGAGCACACGGAGCGCCACGCGGUGGAGAAAGAGGUGUUCAAGCAGAAGAUUCGCCAUCUGCUCUAUGAGAACCAGCUGGAGCUGUCCAGCAUGAAAGAGGAGGCGCACCGUGCGCUCGUCAACAAGGUGGAGGAGUACCGCGCGGCGGAGAGUAGCAUCUCCCGCGACCUGCGCGACGCGAAGCUGGCCGAUCGCGAGCUGGAGGUGCGGCACCUCGAACAGCAGCGCGCCUUGUCGACCCAGCAAGACAAGGAAAUCGCAGAGCAGCAGGCGCAGUUUGAGCGUGAGAUGAAGGAGAUGCAUCUGAAGUACGAGCAGCUGCUGAAGAGCGCACGCGAGGAGAUGGACGAGGCACGCAAAGAGGAGAUCGGCCGUAUAGAGGAGCGCAAGGAGCAGCACAUCGCGGAGCUGAAGGAGACCCAUGAGCGCACCUUCAAGGAGAUCAAGGACUACUUCAGCGAAAUUACCUCUAACAACUUAGAAACGAUUCGCACGCUGAAGGACGAGGUGUACGCGCGCAAGCGGACCGAGACGCACAACGAGAAAGCGAUGUACGAGGUCGCCCAGCGCAAUAAAAAGCUGACGGAGCCGCUGGCAAACCUGCAGCAGCAGAAGAAAAACUUAGAGAUUGAGCUCGAAAAUUACUUAGCGGACAAGGAGGCAUUAGCAGAGGUGAAGCGCCGGGUCAAGAACACCGACCAAGAGUACAAGACUCUUUCGUGGGAGCACGAGGUGCUCACCCAACGGUACGCUAAACUCGUGGAGGAUCGCGACAUAAUCUUGAAGAAGUACAACGCGAUGCUCCAGGACAUUCAGCGCAAAUCCGCGUUUCGUCGUGUGCUCAUUCAGAAGAAGCUCGAGCUUGUGCAGACCGAACUGGACGGCCGUGAUGCAAAGCUGACGGAGCUGCUGAAGCGCGCCAACAUCAACCCCGACGAUAUGAAGGAGCUGGAGCAGAAGGUGCAUGACUUAAUUUCGGAGAAGGACAAGACGAUCGACGAUCUGCAGCUGCUGCUGCUGCGCCUCACCACACAGUGUGAGCGUGUGACCUCCAUCUACGAGUCGUACAUGAAGGGAAGCAACAUACGCGACAGGUCCGAGACGGCGAACGCGACGACGGUUGCUUCGGGUGCCAUGUGA
This is a messenger RNA of Leptomonas pyrrhocoris, 1868 nucleotides long. RefSeq names its product trypanin-like protein. NCBI's taxonomy places the organism in Eukaryota, Euglenozoa, Kinetoplastea, Trypanosomatida, Trypanosomatidae. The coding region runs from base 411 to 1868 and encodes 485 amino acids. The transcript has a single exon. The record is from RefSeq and is a predicted model, not a curated record. Gene Ontology annotation, molecular function: microtubule binding; small GTPase binding. Gene Ontology annotation, biological process: cell motility. Gene Ontology annotation, cellular component: motile cilium; microtubule; Golgi apparatus.